Molecule: messenger RNA, 7825 nt
Organism: Penaeus monodon (black tiger shrimp)
Lineage: Eukaryota; Metazoa; Arthropoda; Malacostraca; Decapoda; Penaeidae
Exons: 6
Coding region: 1281-5711 (1476 amino acids)
Molecular function (GO): oxidoreductase activity
Source: RefSeq, a predicted model, not a curated record
CACACACACACACACACACACACACACACACACACACACACACACACACACACACACACACACACACACACACACACACACACACACACACACACACACACACACACACACACACACUGUACACAGCCUUUUGUACAAAAUUGUCUGUCCGUAUUUUUAUGUUAACAUUAUUUAUUCGUCUGUUAGCCAGUUUAUCGUUCUUCAUCCGUCUGUCUUUUUGAUUUUUCUUGAUUAUUCUUUCACUUCAGAAGCCUUUAUUCUCACUGUUAAUGACCGAUAUAUAUUAUUUGAUUUGUUGACAUAAAUUGACCCUUUGAGGACGUACGUUACUGUUAACUUUGCUGCUCUGUUAUUGUAUUUGUCGCUUCUACUAAUAUAGUUGUUAACGACACAGUUAGUCCUAUUAAACUAUUGCAUUUCCUUAUCGUUCCAUUCAUUUUCGACAAUGACAAAACUACCCUUGACCUGACACCGGCGACGUGACAGCCCUUGGUUGUUUUCCUUCUUGCGUUUUCUUUUAUGACUAUUCUCCGUUUUCUUUUAUCUUCGAGGUGACCCUUUUCACGCUUCUGAAAAAUCGCCCUUCUGUUUUCUCUUGUUAUUUAGAUUUCUCUCUUCUCCUUUUGGUCUCCCAUUUGUCUCCCUUUUUUAUUAAUUUUUGUAAUAUGGUGGCGUUUUCCUUGUCCUUUUCAUUUUCAUCUUCAUAGCUUUUCAUAUGCUCAUCGUCAUCUCUAUCUUCGCAAACUUUAUUUUCCCCUUCCUCUGGUUGUCUCUGUUUCUCUUUUCCCUUUCUCAUUUUUUUUUAUCCUCUCUUUGACUGUCUUCAUUUCUUCAUAACUUCCCUUCUCUUUCCCCUCGCCCAAUUCCUUCUCUGCCUGUCGUAUGCCUUUCUUCGUAUCUCUUCCCUUCCCUUCUCUUUCCCCUCACCCAUUUUCUUCUCUGCCCUUCGUCUGCCUUUCGUUGCAUCCCUUCCCCCCUCCUUCCUUCCCCUCCGUCCCCUUGCAAGGCCACCCCCUGACGGCGCACUAACCUCUUUAUUCCCGAAGGGAGCGAUCGCUCAGCACCAGAUCCGGCCGAACGCGCCCGUGUGCCAGGUGUUCUGGGACCAGCCUGACGGAGGGGGCGCCCUGGUGGUCACCGCCGACGGCUCCUCCUUCCUGGCCGACUACCUGGUGGUGGCGCUGCCGCUCGCCGUGCUCAAGGAGCGCCACCUCACCUCCUUCAUCCCGCCGCUGCCCAGGGAGCUCACGGGCGCCUUCUCGGCAUUCGAGGCCGGCACCAUGAACCGAGUGGCACUCAGCUGGACAUCUCCCUGGUGGCUCGAGGGCGACCUUGAGAAGCAGAUAAUGUGGAGAGAGUAUUCCUUCCCGCCAGAGAUGGAAUGGAUGUCCAGUAUCGUGCAGAUUAAGAGCGCCCCUCACAACCGCGCUCAGCUGGAGAUGUUGGUGACAGGCGAGGCAUCCUUAGUCAUGGAGGAAAUGCCAGCUGAGACGGUCAUUUCCCACCUCAUGACUCUCAUUCGCGCCAUUAACCGCCCGUACACCGUCCCUCUGCCUUCUUUCUUCCACAGGUCGCAGUGGAACAAGAACCCUUGGGCUCGAAGUUCGUACCAGUCCUACAUGACGAUGGCCGGCGUGAAACGGAGGCUGAAGGACCGAAGUGUUUUAUGCCCGCGCCUCUCCAGCUCGAGUGGGAGGAAGUCCGUUUUCUUUGCCGGAGAACACACCUCUACGGAUCGCUUUGGGACGGUCGAUGGUUCUUUUCUCUCGGGAGUAAGGGCAGCUAAGUGGGUUAUGGACGAAGUCGUUGUUCAAAGUUUGAAACCUUAUGAGAGCGAGGAAGUAAGACUUAUCGUUCCCGACACCCAAAAACAAAACAUUAACUUCUUCGACCUCUUCCUCAAUCCCAAAAAGUACUACCAAGUCGCUAGCGUUAAGCCCAAGAGCAAGGAAAGUGAGGAAGUGAUGCCAGGAAAGAGGAAGCAACCAGACAGAAGAAAUCAAGAUGGAAGACCAACCUUGUACUAUGGUCAGUCACGAAAUGACGUUGGGGCAGUGCCGAGAGGCCAGUUUGGUAACGACAGGCAACAGGAAACGUACAUUAUCCAGACUGAAGAUGGUCGUCGCAUUCCUGUUGUCUUUUCUAGCAACGAUGGCGGACAAAUACCAAUGGUCUUGUCUGACAAUAGUGGCGAUCAAGUGCCAGUUGUCCUGUCUGGCAACAACGGCGAUCAAGUUGUCCUCUCUGGGAACAAUGGCGACCAAGUACCAAUUGUUCUGGAGAGAGAAGACGGUCAACAGGUUGCUUAUGUUAUUGCCGAAAACAAUGGGCAGCAAACUCCCUACGGCAUUCCUCCGGGUAACAGCGCGCAAGUUCAAUAUGUCAUGUCUUCGACCAAUGGACCAGCUGGUCAGCAGAAUGUUUAUAUCAUGUCUGAUGACAAUAAUCAACAUGUUCCUUUAACUGUGUCUCCAGACAAUAAAAAGCAAGCCCCUUAUGUUGUAACCACAGCUGAUGGCCAACAAGUUGCAUAUGUUCUGACUACUAAGAAUGGACAGCAAGUUCCUUUUGUUUUAUCAAAUGACAAUAAUCACGAAGGUCCACAUGACCAAUCAACUCAAAAACUUCCCUAUCCCUUAGCUGUAGAAAAUGGGCCCAAGGUUACUUUUGUUGUGGCUGCAAAAGAUAGUGGCACAGCUUCUCCUGACUCUUCAAGGGAGAAGUCUCAAUUAGAAAUGAUCAGAAAUGUCAAAAUUCCAGAAAUGACAACAAAAUUUACAAUACCGGCAUUUGCUUCUUCAGAGGAUGACUCCAGUUCCCCUUUGAGUAAGAAGGAAGAAAUUGCGAUCGUUUAUGUUGACAGCGAGGGGAAAAGGAUCGCAGAUAUCCCUACGAAGUUGUCCUCCAUGGUGGAAGAUAUGGUGCGAGAGAGCAUGGAAACAAGUCUGAAGGAGAAUAAUCAAGAUGCUACACCCCCUCCCACUGUGGAAGAGGAGGGAAGCCAGGAUGAAGAUAGAUUAUCCAUACAAGAUUCGAGUUUUGAAGAUGUCACUUUAUCUGGACGACUAAGAAACAGAAACAGGAAGAGGAACAGGAAUAAAGGAAUUAGAAACAGAAACAGGAAUAGGAAAAGAGACAAGCCAAACAGUCAAGAAAAUGAGAACUCACCACACAGCGAUAAAGGCGAAGUACAGAGCCAGCAGACUCCCCCACAACAUAUAACCUACAACUCACCUCUCCACUUCCCAUUGCCACUACCAAGCCCUUAUUUUCCAUAUGUAGGUUCUUCUGCUCCCACAACAGAGGCAACCACCGCCGAACCUGCUAAAAUCACUUCAACUGUUCCUGAUGCCCAUGUGACCUACUAUGCAAACAACCGGAUGUCAGUCAUCAUGGAACCAGACUUAUCACAGGCACAUGACGUGUAUGACUUUCACAGUGGUCAGUCAUAUCCACAGUAUGCAAUGAGUGUUAAUGCACCCGGCCCGGAGAUGCCCAGUUACCUUUCUUCUUAUUCACAAUCACCUCCUAAACUCACCACCAACUUCUAUAAUCGAUUCACAGAAGCUCAAACACCCCCCACAGUAUGGCAAAGGCCAAACAUAAACUCGCCUCCGCAUUCACAAGGACACAGUCCAAGCCUAGAUAUAUUAAGACAAGCUAGCCUACAUCGUGCAGAUCAUCUUCCACGUGGUGAUUCCUCAUAUAAUGGAGCUGUAAAUAAUCCUAGGUGGACCCAGACCUACAAUCAACACCCCAGGUAUGAUAUGUUUUCUUCUACUACCAAACCAUAUUAUAAUGUGCUUUCAUCUACACGUCAAAGCCUACAUAUGCCGCCCAUCCAUCAGCCAGAAAAUCCCACCCCUUUUGAUGUGACACAAACCCUAUCAACACAGAUAAAAAAUCUGCAGCAAAGUCAGUACUAUUCUCCAAGUUUGCACCCAUUUCCAGAUCACAAUUAUAACAGAGGUAACACAGCCAACAGAGCUCCUGGUGGACCUCAUGCUUCAUACCCACACAGGACUCCAAACAAAGGUCCUGUUGGACCAUAUGAUUCAUACCCAAGUACUUCUACAAACAGCGCUCCUUCUAAAUUGUAUGCUUCAUACCCAGUUUCAAGCCAUCAUUCUCUGGACUACGAUUCUUUACCACCAAAUCGACAGGCACUUCUGGAGUACUACAAUAUAAGGCCUGGACCAAAUGGACAGGUGCACAUGAACAUCAAUAUGCCACCUCUUCUUAAUAGGGAUCAGUCAUCAGUCUAUGCCAUCUUGGAUGAUGGUACAGAUCCAAAAACUUUGAUGACAGCAAACAGGCACAGGUCACAGAAAAAUGACAAAAACAGAAUGCAGGACAGAAUGGGCAGUUAUGAAUAUGUAGAUUCUGCAGAAGAAUUUCUUGGAUCUUCAUAUGAUGUAAAUCAAACAAUAAAUUUCGAGAGAGUUCUUUUUCCAGACAGUAAAAAUGCCAGUGAUCAACAGCGGCAGCAACAUACAAGUACAGCAUAUGAAACUGGUUCACAAAAAGAGUUUCAAGGAAAUUCUGGAGAGUUUGCAAAUGUAACAAUAUAUUCUGAGGAGCUUCUAAUAAAUUCUGAUGAAUUUAAAUCAAAAGAAGUCGAGGCAAACUCUACAACAAUGAAAGACAACUCCAAAGAAAAAACUAAAUAUGAAGAUUCAAAAGUAAGCUCUGAGGAAAUAAAAAGAAAGUCUGAAGAAAUAGAAGCAAAAAAAAGUUCAGAAAUUAACAUAAAUUCUGGAGAAUUGGAAUCAAAAUUAAGUUCUAAUACAAACUCUGAGGAACUAACAGUAAAUUCUGAGGAAGCAGAAAUAGACUCUGGACAGAACUACACGGUACGAGUACGUGAUGAAAAUAGCAAUGAAGAUAGCAGCAAGAAAGAAGAAACUGAAAACUAUUAUUCCAAUAAUGGGAUGCCAGUGCACCCUGGCUUCCUGUCUGCAAUAUCUGCUAUGCAAUAUACCCCAGUCAUAUUACAACCCAUGUCAUUUUUCAAUCCAAUGAUGCAAGGUAUGAAUUCUUUCCCUCCUACAAGAACAGAUAUGUCUUCACCUCUCUUCCAAAGCCAGUCAGCACAAAAAAAGCCUCAGAGCAGUGAAAAAGAAGAAGACCGUUCCCUCAGAUUUCAAAAAAUAGUAUUGACUACAUUGCAUCCUGAGAGGGAGUUGCAAGAGUCUGUAGACUCCCAGGACCAACUUGAAUCCAUUAAUACCUCCCUUGAUGAAGAGCAGGCAAAUGCUGAUAUACAAUCCAUAGAGGAGUUUCUCCAUGAAAUAUCAAUUGAAAUUUCUUCGGCAAUGAAGAACAAUACAAGAAAUGGUAACCGAAAGAGAGUAAGGAAGAAUAAAAGGAAGAGAAACAGAGAUGAAAAUGAUAGAGACCUUAGCAUUGAGAUACUGACUGAAGCUAUGCAAAGUCCAAAAACUGAGCAGAUAACAAAAUCUGAUGUUUUUACCAGCCGAAGAUCAGAAAAUCAGGAGUGGAUUGCAUCCGCUCCUGAAAAUCAUGAAGUAAGUGUUGUUCAAACAACAACUGCUCCAGAGCUUUAUGACCAUACUUCAGGUUAUGAAAAUUAUGAUUUAUAUACAACAGAAAUUUCCAUUUUAAAUACAUGGAUGCCAGAGAGUAAUGAUUCAGUCCAAGAUAAUGAAGAAACAUCUGAGUCAUGGUUCUCGUGGUAUAUGAAUUAUUAGCAACUGAAACUGUAAAUUAUUUCCAUUAAUCAACUGAUUACCUGUCAUUAAGAAUUGCACACAGUAAUUCAGAGUAAAUUAGGAAAGAACCUGACUUUUCUGGUGGUCUCUUAGGAUAAAGAAAUGGAAAUCAAGGCAAGAAUAACAUGCAGUCAGAUAACUGAGCUCCAAUUUCUAACUUGCUCUCAUUAUAUUGGGAGUAUGUAGCUGUGAAACACUGUUUUAAUAUUGCACACAAAAUGAUAAUUAGAGAAAUAGGUACCAAGCUUAAUGAGAAAGUUUACAGAUAUAUAUGUAAUUUUGAUACCUUUAAAAUUUUUUUCUAUGUUACAAGAAACUAAAAAAUCAUCCAUUUGAAUGUUGACACUUUUGCGUAGCAUUGUAUAUUGUACAUAUUAUUUAUUUAUUAUUUAUUAUUGUAGGCUGUUUAUAAUAAGCACUUAACAGUUACCAAGACAAAUGAGAAAUAUAUGAUCAGUGGUUAAUGGUUAUAACAAAUAAAUGUGCUAGACAUUAAAGGUCAUGUAGCACUAUGGUAAAGUAUUAUGGUGAAAAUGGUAAAAAUUAGUUAACAAUUAAGAUAAGGGGACAGAAGAAGGGGAUUGAGAAGAGAAAGAAAAGAAAAGGGGGAGAAGGCCCAUGUAAAAUUAGUUGAGGUGAGGGCUGAGGUCCAAGCAAGGGGUGAUCCCCUACAAUGGGCCAGUCUCCGUCUCCUAAGCUCCCCCCUCCCCCACCAUGACAACAAUGAGCAAAGGAUUGGGGGGGGGGAUAUAUGAUCAAGACAAAUGUGCUAAAUAACAGUAUUUUGCAUUUAUUUAUUUAUUUAUUUAAUUUUUUUUUUUUUACUUUUGAACUUUUGUAUGAGCUUUCAGUGCACUUAAGACACAUGGAUCCUGUUAGGGCAAAUGGUCCAAUGUGUUAAUUUAUGUAAUGUGAGCUUCAUAUUAACCCAUUCAAACUGGGAGUGCAUGUAUACAUGCAGGGUGCCUUCUGGUUUCUGCUUAUUAAUUUUGUUAACACAUGAAUGGUUCCAGAAACCUUUAUUCACUAGAGUGACACUUACUUGACCUCAUCAACUAUUCCAUUCCUUGAAUUUUCAGAAGGGAAUGUUUAUUUGUUAUUAUUGUUCUCAUUUUUAAAAUAUAGUUAUGAUAAUAGUAAAAAUAACAGUAAUGUAAAUAAUGAUAAUAAUAGUAAUAGAAAAAAAUCACAAUUACCUCAAGGAAUGGAUUAAAUUGGAGAGAUUGUUUAGGCCUAGUAAUUGACUCCUUGGUGACAAUACUUUAGAAGCCAUGUAUGUGUGAACGAAACUAAUAAAACAAGACCACAGUGAAUGAUACAUGUACCCAUUGCCAUUGGGUUAAUGUUGGCAUCCACAAGUUGCACCAAUAUGUGGCAUUUUGAAUUGUAUUCAUUUCACUUCAUCUAUUUUUGCUUCAGUUUUCAUCAUUGCAAGCAGUAAAGUUGUGCAUUAUAAUUAGAGCUGUGCUGGGAGUAUCAUUUGUCAUAUGGGCAGUAUUAGCCAUUGCUUUUAGUAUUGGUACUGGUGUUGAGAGUAAAAUUCAGGCUUAGACAAAAAAAUUAUUUACAAUAUUGUAGGACUGGUAUCUUUUCUGCUAAGAAUUACAUAUAAUCAGGGAGUAUUAACUUUUCUGUUCCUUAACACAGUUCUUACUUUAUUUCAAUAUUCUUAACUGUUAAUUUGACUCAUGAAAAUUUGUCUCCUCCUUGCCUAAUUCUAACAAUAAAAUAAAAUGGAAAUAAAUGUAUCAGUAUUUGUAAGUAUUGGAGUAACAGCAUGUCUCAGCACUUCUCUUAUUAUAAUUAAUUGAUAAGUUACUGCAUCAUCAUGAUCAUCCUUUCCCCACUGGCUCAUCUUGUUUUCAAUUACUUUUUUAUGUAUAUCAAACUUUUUGUCUUAACAUUUCUAUGGAAGUGUAACACUACAUAUUCUAGCUUCUAGUUUGUUUGUAGUGUUUUAUAAAUCUUUCCCAGGCAUGAAAUUCAUUCAGCAUUUUCAUGUACAACUCCAAAUCUGUAUGAUAGGGUGAUAAAAUCCGAAAUCUUGGCAUUAUGAAUUCCAGAAUUGUGUAUAAAUAUUAUAUACCAUCAAA